UCACACACAACUCGCUCGCAACACACACACACACACAGAGAGAGAGAGAGGGGGGGGAAAGCCGGCAGCAUCCAUCCAUCGAGAUGGUGAAGAAAAUGGGAGCUAGCCGAGCGCUUGUGUUGGCAGCAGCAAUGCUGGCCAUGGCCGUGGCGGCCAAGGGUGCCCUGCUGCUGACGGACAAGGACCUGGAGUCGGAGGAGAGCAUGUGGAGUCUGUACGAGCGGUGGCGCAGCGUGCACACCGUGUCGCGGGACCUCAGGGAGAAGCAGAGCAGGUUCGAGGCGUUCAAGGCGAACGCCAGGCACAUCGGCGAGUUCAACAAGAGGAAAGACGUUCCCUACAAGCUCGGCCUCAACAAGUUCGCGGACCUGACGCAGGAGGAGUUCGUCAGCAAGUACACGGGCGCCAAGGUCGUCGACUCCGAGGCCGCCGCCAGGCUCGCCAGCGGCGUGCGCGUGUCGUCCAGCGACGAGUCGCCGCCGCAGCUGGCCGCCUCCGUCGGCGACGCGCCCGACGCGUGGGACUGGAGAGACCACGGAGCCGUCACCGCCGUGAAGGACCAGGGGCAGUGCGGCAGCUGCUGGGCCUUCUCGGCAGUGGGCGCGGUGGAGAGCGUCAACGCCAUCGUCACGGGCAACCUGCUCACGCUGUCGGAGCAGCAGAUGCUCGACUGCUCCGGCGCCGGCGACUGCACCUACGGCGGGUACACGUACUACGCCAUGCUGUACGCCAUCAGUAACGGGCUUACCCUCGACCAGUGCGGCAAGACUCCCUACUACCAGCGCUACGACGCCCAGCAGCAUCUACCCUGCAGAUUCGACGCGAAAAAGCCUCCUGUGGUGAAGAUCGACAGCAUGUACGUGAUGAACAACGCCGACGAGGCCGCCCUGAAGCGGGCAGUGUACAAGCAGCCGGUGUCCGUGCUCAUCGACGCCGGCGGCAUCGGCUACUACAGCGAGGGCGUCUUCACGGGGCCGUGCGGGACGUCGCUGAACCACGCCGUGCUGCUCGUCGGCUACGGCGCCACCGCGGAUGGCACCAAGUACUGGAUCGUCAAGAACUCGUGGGGCGCCGACUGGGGCGAGAAGGGAUAUUUCCGCCUCAAGCGCGACGUCGGCACCCAGGGCGGUCUCUGUGGCAUCACCAUGUACCCCAUUUAUCCCAUCAAGAACUGCCCCUGCCCGGCGGCGGCGGCUGCUGUUGCGGCCUACUAGCGGCCGGAGAGAGGGAUAAUAUAUGCAUGCUUAUUCAUAAAUAAAUAAACACAUGCAUACAUACAUACAUACAUAGAGUGUAGUAAUGUAUGUGUAUAUGUAUGCGGGCAUGGUUUCAAUAAAACGGUGUGUAUGGUGUCCCUUGCUUAUUGCAAGUUAAUUAAUAAAGGGUAAUAUCUCCCUC
This is a messenger RNA of Zea mays, 1398 nucleotides long. Its product is annotated as thiol protease SEN102. Bases 84 to 1214 code for a protein of 376 amino acids. Gene Ontology annotation, molecular function: cysteine-type peptidase activity. The record is from RefSeq and is a predicted model, not a curated record. Lineage: Eukaryota; Viridiplantae; Streptophyta; Magnoliopsida; Poales; Poaceae. Gene Ontology annotation, biological process: proteolysis. The transcript has 2 exons.